GCUGUGCGCCGCGGCGGCGCGGCCGCGGCCGGUCGCGCGCCGCCCGGCGGCGGCGGCCGCGCCGGAGAGCGCGGUGGUGCUGAGCUCUGGGGAGGGCUCCGCGUGCGCUGGGCCCGGGGCGAGCUGCCAGGACUCCAAGUGCUGCCUGGACGGCGGGGCCGCCGGGUACCAGUGCUUCGCGAAGAACGACGACUGGGCACAGUGCUUAGAGAGCUGCGAGAAGGGGCCGCACGAAGACGAGACCGACGGCGAGUACGACCAGUACGGCAACUUCAAGAAGUUCGAGUGGGGCUGCAAGAAGCUCGGCGAGCGCUCCAAGAAGGGGUGCGACUCGAUUGGCAACAAGACGGAGUGCUCGGCCGAGAGCGAGCGCUGCACCUGGGGCUCGAAAGGCGGCAAGGACGCCUGCCUGAUCACGUGCGCAGUGCUACCAGCGGAUGACGCUUGCUCGUCACAGGAUCAUUGCAUGGUGCACGACGGCAAGUGCCAGCCAUCCUGCGACGCCUAUGGCAAGGAGCAGAAGUGCCCGACGGAGCGAUGCAUGUGGGGUGGAGACCAGUGCAUGACGGCCUGCUGGGCAAUUCACGACCAAAGCACUUGCGAAGGCGCGAUGUGGGAUCCACGCGGCUGCAUCUGGCAGGGCGGCCAGUGCCUGAAGGACCCCUGCUCUGGCGGGGACGAGAACUGCCUGGACACCAGCUGCUGCAGCUCGGCGCGCGGUGGCAUGGGCAAGACGUGCUUCAGGAAGGACAAGUACUACGGCAAGUGCAUGGAGCUGUGCGAGAAGGCCGACGACACCGAGGGCUGGGACUGCGAGGCCCUCGGCAACCGCACCCGGUUCGAGAGCGGCUGCGCCUUCAUCGGGCACAGCUGCGCCGACACCGGCCUCUGCUGCUCUCCCGGGUCCGCGUGCGUCGUGAAGGACGAGCAUUUCACGGGUUGCAUCCAGACCCAGAUCAUCUCGACCUGGAGCGCGCAGUCGGUGCCGAUCCCGAGCGACUGGGAGGGCACGACCAUCGGAGGCAGCCGAGACGAGUACCAGAUGCAGGCCGCGGGCGAGGGCGAAGACAAGGCCGACGCGACCUUGUUCUGCUUCAUGGCCUACCUGCCGGACUCGGGGGAGGUGCCCUUGAGGGAUGUCGCGAAGGAGCUCGGGGCGAGCAUCUACGGCUGUGACGGCUACGCGGAGUUCGAAUCUUGGGGAUCGGGAAAGAAGGUGUGGGACACAGGCGAUGGUGGCGCAUCGAUCACGAACACAGAUGUAUUCCUCAACGUCUGGCAGCAGGUGCAGCAGCACGGGGGCUACAUGAAGGCGGAUUGGACAGUCAAGGUUGACCCCGAUGCCGUGAUGGUGGCUGACCGACUGAAGAGCCACAUCUACGGCUUGAACGCGAAGAAGGACGUGCCCAUCUACUUGAAAAACAACAACAUGGACCCGGGCCUCGGGAACAACGGAUUCCUCGGCGCCAUCGAGGUUUUCUCAAAGAGGGCCCUGCAGAUCUAUUUUGACAAUUGGGAAGGGUGCAAGGAGGCCUACGGCCUCGACAGCGGAGAGGACGGCUUCAUGAAGGGCUGCAUGGACGCACUGGGCGUGGGCUUCAUGACAGACGGCGACAUGUUCGAUCCCGACUUCUCCCCGGGUGCCUGUGCCCACGCGGAACGUGCGGCGUUCCAUCCGCUGAAGGAGGCGUCGCAGUGGCGGUGCUGCUGGGACAUCAUCCAGGGCAAGACGCGGGACGUGAAGUACGGCAAGUGCGACAUGGGGCCCGACGGCCGCAGCCCCCCGGAGCCGGAGUACGGGGGCACGGCGCGGUGAGCUCCUGCGCGGCGCUCGUCCGGGCCUCCUGUCGAGCAGUUGCGAGGCGUCUCGGCUUGCCCAUAGGCCUUCUCAGCUUGGACCCCGAGGUUUUCCUGCGGCCGAGAAUACAUCGCUCGAGGAAGAGGAAGCAACGUGAGCGUACUCCAUAAUUGUUCGAGGGCGUGCGCGGCUCUUUUGGGUCUGCGCUGGGGCCCCCCCUGACGGCGCCUCUGGCGCCGCCCCACGGCGCGCGCUCGCGCGCCAGGAGGGGGGGGCCGCCGGCGCCGAUCGGGGAGCUCCGCGCGAGUCAUGGGGC
This is a messenger RNA of Prorocentrum cordatum, 2114 nucleotides long. Lineage: Eukaryota; Dinophyceae; Prorocentrales; Prorocentraceae. The record is from the annotation of a GenBank genome assembly.